Messenger RNA from Phycodurus eques (leafy seadragon), 2195 nucleotides. RefSeq names its product protein inscuteable homolog (gene insc). The record is from RefSeq and is a predicted model, not a curated record. Gene Ontology annotation, cellular component: extracellular region; apical cortex. The transcript has 13 exons. Lineage: Eukaryota; Metazoa; Chordata; Actinopteri; Syngnathiformes; Syngnathidae. Gene Ontology annotation, biological process: establishment of mitotic spindle orientation; regulation of asymmetric cell division; apical protein localization. Gene Ontology annotation, molecular function: hormone activity; cytoskeletal adaptor activity. Bases 1 to 1803 code for a protein of 600 amino acids.
AUGUAUUACAUGUUUGGGAUGGGCAUCUCGUUAUAUCUGCGUAGCCUGCCCUUCCCGCGACGCAGCAGCGUUACUGCACAGAAGCGAGCCUGCAAUACGGCCACCUGCGUCACCCACCGCCUGGCCGACUUCCUCAGCCGGUCGGGAGGGAUGGGCAACAGCAACUUUGUGCCCACCAACGUCGGUGCUAAAGCCUUCGGCCGGCGGAGGAGAAGCAUUGCCAUCAGCAGCCGCAUGCAGUGCCUGCAGGUGGACUCGGUCCAGCGCUGGAUGGAGGACCUACGUCACAUGACGGAGGUGGAGUGCAUGUGUGUGCUUCAGGCCAAGCCCAUUGAGGUCGAGGACGAUUCUCAGCAGGCUGAACUGAUUGUGUCCACCGGGGCGAGGCCGGGGGCGGCGGCAGGGGAACAUGUGGCACGCAACAACCUGCAGACGCUGCUUCGCAGGGCCCUAGUAGUCAGCACCGAGCUGGGCAAGAUGUUCCAGCGACUGGAGAAGGGACGCUGGCAGAGGGUCCACAGCACGGCGGUGCGGGCAAACUGCCACGUGCGCUCCCUGGUGCAUGAGUACAGUGCAGCGCGUAGCACACCGGCCGAUAUGCAGAAGUUUGAGAUGUCUCUCCUGGAGAAGUGUAUGGAGCUGACAAACAUCACAGAGAGUUGCCUUCACACCGAGGAUGAGUUCUUCCUGAAGUCCAUGAGAGACGCCAUUCACGAGAUCCUGACUGAUGUCAGCGAUUCGUUCAGCAACAUGAUUGACAUGGCAUUAGCCAAUGAGAUCCAGGUUCUGAUCAAGCAGAUUGAAUCUUCCGACAACGUCCACACAAUCGGCAGCGCCAUCAGCAACCUGCUGUCCCUCACCCAAGAUGGGCCGCAGCUAUGCAGCAUCAUCGCCAAGGAAGGAGCUGUGGUGUCGCUGUUCAAGAUUUGCCGUCAAGAUCGCUUCAAAGGCCUCUACGCUCACGCUCUUAGGACCGUGGCCUCCAUCUGCUGCGUGGAGGAGGGCAUCAUGCAGCUGGAUAAGGUAGACGGCAUCCUGUGCCUGGCAGACAUAUUGACGGACGACGGCAGCACGGAGGCAGCGCGGGCCGAGGCGGCAGCAGUGGUGGCGCAGAUCACAUCGCCACACCACACGUCCACGCAGCACCUGGCCAGUUUCCUGGAGAGCAUGCACGACAUCGUCACCGCGCUCAUCAACUUGUGUGAGAGUGCCUCCUGCGGCGAGGUCUUCCUGCUGGCGUCCGCAGCCCUGGCCAACAUCACUUUCUUCGACAGCAUGGCCUGCGAGAUCCUGCUACAACUCAACGCCAUCCACAUCCUGCUGCAGGCCUGCAAGGACCGCCAGAGGGUGGACACGCCCUACUCCAAGGACCAGGUGGUGACCAUCUUGGCCAACCUAUCUGUCUUGGAGCAGUGUGCAAGUGAAGUCCUACAGGAGCAAGGCGUGGAGCGGCUGCUGCUGCUGCUGGGCGAGAGGCCGUCCUCCUCUAGUCCGUCCGAGGGGGCCGCCUGCGAGCGUGUGCAGCAGAAGGCCGCCGUCACGCUGGCACGCCUCAGCCGGGAUGGCGAGGUGGCCCAGACCGCCAUCCAGCUCAAAGCCGUUCCUCGUCUCAUCGAGCUCUGCCGAUCCCCCACGGAGAGGAAUAACAGUGACUCCGUCUUGGUUGCUUGCCUGGCGGCUUUGAGGAGGCUGGCAUCAGGGUGUCCCGACAGCAUUGAGGCAGCAGACCAUCAGCAGCUGAUCAAACCGCGGCUGGUCGACUCCUUCCUGUUGUGCUCCAACAUGGAGGAGAGCUUUGUUUGAUACUAAUGUGUUAAUGCGCAUCACACGAUUGAGCGGUAAAAAAAAUAUUUGAGUGGACCACCAGACAACAACAUUAGAUUGGAUGAAAGAGACAUUUUAUAUGAGUGUGUGUGUGUUUGUGUGUGGUUAAAGAUGAUAUCAGACAUACAGUGUGAUGGUGGCUUCGCUUCACAGGUCAAAUGAGGACAAGUUUGUGUGAGUCCAGUGUCACGUAUCCUAUUUAUUUAUAUUGUGUGUACUAGUUUUCAUUGCAUCCCAGGCUUAAAAAUGUUGGAAUUUUACGAUCAUUGCUACAAAUCUAUUUAUUAAUCAAGUUCAUUCAUAAAUAUCCCAAAAGUAUUUGAACUCAGAUACAUUUUUUUUUCUUUUUUUAGAAUAAAGAUUGUUCUCAA